This is a messenger RNA of Athalia rosae (coleseed sawfly), 3476 nucleotides long. Its product is annotated as putative thiamine transporter SLC35F3. Gene Ontology annotation, molecular function: transmembrane transporter activity. The record is from RefSeq and is a predicted model, not a curated record. NCBI's taxonomy places the organism in Eukaryota, Metazoa, Arthropoda, Insecta, Hymenoptera, Athaliidae. The coding region runs from base 486 to 2273 and encodes 595 amino acids. Gene Ontology annotation, cellular component: membrane. Gene Ontology annotation, biological process: transmembrane transport. The transcript has 12 exons.
UUUCAACGUGUCAUUUCACACUAACUCUGCAAAAACAUUGAUUGACGAGUUUUAGCUCGUUUUAGCAUUGGUUUUAAGUGAUACUCUAGCAGCUAUAGCUGUUGUCAAUUUUUUCCACGUUGGUGCCAUUUUCCAAAUGUGAUCUAACUUAUUCGCAGCGAGUUCUUGCCAGAAUCUAAUCUGGUGCCAAACGUGAAUUUUUCUUCUACAAACUUUUUGGAAAAUCUGCGAUGUCAAAGUGAUUAUAAUCAUUUGAAACAUUUGUGUAGAUUUGAGUUCUUUGUUAAGAUGAUGGCUAAUUAUAAGAGGCUUUGAAUACCAAACCACCCUCUGUAAUCAAAAUAACGCCUGACGAUAUGCAAUUAGCAUUUCUCAACAUUAGGAUUUUUGAAGAGUAGCAGCUGUGAUCACAAAGGCACAUAAUGUAUAACAUGUGGCUUUAGGGGCAACAUUUCACUGAAAACAUUUCGGAACACUGGUAAAACAUGGGUAGCGGCGGGGUUGGAGAGGUCCCCACCAUAUUUCACCCCAGAAGAUCGCGUGCUCCGAGCAUUGUGUUAAACGACGAACAACAAAAUAAUGGACCUUACGCCAGUCCUGUCCAAGUUAUAUUAGAUACAUCAGCUUCAGGAUGUGAACAGCAAGGCUGUAGUGCUAGUGGAGGAUGUUGCGACACUUCAAUAACUUGCAGGUCUGUAGAUCCAGGAGGAGGAGUUCAAAGUCAACAAUCCUGUGUCACUGGUAGUUCUUCGAACUCCGUUUCAACUUGUUAUGCCUCAUGUUGUGCUGAGUCGGCAAAAAAGAUCUACUUCGGUAUAUGUGUGACAAUAUGUGUGACAGCUAGUUGGGUUGGUGCAACUCAUUGUAUGAAAUAUUUAUACUUUCAAAAACCAGAAGCAAUCAAUAAUCAGGGUUCGAUACCUUCGAAUGUGUCCGGACUACAUCAUCAUCAUAUAUCCCUACCAUAUAACGCUCCAUUUUUCACAACGUGGUUCUGUACCAACUGGGCUGUUCUGUAUUUUCCGGUAUACUUUCUAUGCAGAGUAGCAAAAACCAAGUGCUCAAAUCUGUCAGAAAUUGUGGCAGAAAGCCUCCGUGGUUUUCGCGACAAAGGAUUCACUGGCGGACGGUUUUUAACUCGAUGCAGUCUUUUUUGUGGGCUAUGGGUGGUAACAAAUUAUAUGUACAUUCAUUCAUUGAGGAUACUACUAGCCACAGAUGUUAUGGCUCUCUUUGCCACCAAUGUUUGCUGUGUUUACCUUCUUUCUUGGGUCAUUCUUCACGAACAAUUUGUCGGUGUUAGGAUAGUAGCAGUCAUCUUAUGCGAUACAGGGAUUGCAUUACUUGCAUACAUGGAUGGUAUUUCGGGAAGUCCAACUCUUGGUGGUGUUGUACUCGCCACAUCAGCUGCAGCUGGAUCCGCGGUAUACAAAGUAUUGUUCAAGAAAGUAAUAGGAGAAACCACAUUCGGCCAAGUGUCUUUAUUCUUCUCAUUGGUUGGACUUUGUAAUGCUGCCUUGCUUUGGCCAAUUUGCCUUGCCUUAUAUUUCUCUGGAGUCGAAAGUGUGCAAUGGACUCGCUUGCCAUGGCCAGCUCUACUCUCUGCUAGUAUCCUUCACCUGGUAGCAAAUAUGUUGGGAAACUUCAGUAUUGCCUUGACCUACGAUUUGUUCAUAACUCUUGGCCUGAUCACUGCUGUGCCGGUGUCUGCAGCUCUCGACGUGGUACUUUACGGAGCCCACUUCGUUGGUAUGAAGCUAGCAGGGAUGAUUUUGAUAGCUGUGGGAUUUUUCCUCGUAAUGUUUCCAGACAAUUGGCCAGAUUACAUCACGCGGUUACUGCGAAACAUAAUCGCGAUGAGUCACAAUGUAAGUACGACAAGUUCGCAACAUCGUGGGGGUGGCAGAAGCGCGGUGAAUAGAAGCCGAAGACAAUCGAUCCAGCAUCGGCAAUUCAGACGGAACUACGGAGUGUCCUCUACUCAGGGUGACGGACAAACCCUUCUUCCACUCCCUUCUACCAAUAAUACUAACUUGACCCAUCAUCAUAAUAUCAAUACUUCUUCGCCCUCUGAACCUUCACGCCGAGUUCCUACCUCAAUUUCAACCACUACCAACAACCAUCAUCGCUCGCUCAUCGUCCCUCAAGUCCAACAAGCAAGUAGCGUGAGAUUACAGGAUGGAUUUUCAUUCGUUGAAUUAAAUCAUCAAUCACUCUCGCUAUUUACCAAUGACAUGAUCAAAAUCAAUUGCUUGGACCGAAAUUCUUAUUGAACGAUUAUGGAAUGCUAUUCAAAGGCCCUGGAUUGUGCACUAUGCGAUGUUCGUAAUCGCUAAAUGAGAUAUUUUCGAUGUAGGUAGUCUUGCAUACAAUGUUAUACUGCAGCUGUUAUUUGAACUGAGUAUAUUUGUUUUGAUGUGCAGGGGAUCUCAUUAAGUCGUUUAUACAACGGGUCUGUGGGUUAUUUUGAACUUGAGCUUUGUAAAACAGUUUUGACGAAACACAAAUGUCUUUAUGUUUCAUGAGAAAAGACUUGAUAUCAGAUCUUAUUUCACCAAUUCUCAAAAGUCUCACCAAUUAAGUAUCAAUAGCAUUGGUCAACGAUACAUCUCCUUCACCAUUUACUUAUCACACCUACCUCAUGUCAUGUAGGUAUUUUAUUGCUUCGUUCUAAUGAAACUACGAACUACGCAUUGUCAGUUUGCCUUUUUACACUUUUUUCUUGACCUAUUAAAAGAUUUGAACAACUUUAUGACCAAAUCAACUCAUACGCAUGUAAAUUUGAGAUAUGAAUAUAAAAUUGUGAAUAGGUGCGCCCAGGUAUUCUUUCCCCAGACGUAUUAUAUCCACUGGACCAGGUAUAUAAGUUAAUCUAUUGCCCUGGCAACUAUAAACGGUAGCCAACGUUCGUACAGCAGUUCCUACUGUUAUUUUGGAUGUGCUAUGUGAUUAUGGAAUGAAGCAUUGUACUGUCUGUGAAGUCAUUUGGUUUAUUUGACAAUUCUCUGUUGUGACAUGUCUAUACUUGAUCAUUGACUCGAUGUGCGCCAGCACAUGGCAUAGUAUGUUACUGAAAAAUAUGAAUCUUAUUGGAAUAUGUACGUACCUUGGUAUGCAUGCUCACCAAUAAUAGUGGGAACCAACAAGCUGCAUAAUUGUACUGUGCAUUGUUUUCAGAUGGAGCAGGAGACACAGACACGGGUCGUCAGGUGGUACAUCACGUGACGCAAUUGACUAUAGAACGGGAUACAUAAAAUCUCAUUUACGGUCACCUUCUGGAAGAGUUCGGUGACCUACUUUUGCCUGCAUUAUACCGAAUUCCAGUAGUUUGUUACCACCUACUGAAAAUUCUAAUGUAUUUAAUAGGGUGUCGACACGAAAGACCAUUGGACUAUUGAUCAUUUAGAAAAAUACUCUCUUUCUGAUAAACCUUCCAUUCUAUGAAUAAACAGAGAUACCGAUCUCAGUUUUCCAUA